Molecule: messenger RNA, 403 nt
Organism: Meloidogyne enterolobii
Lineage: Eukaryota; Metazoa; Nematoda; Chromadorea; Rhabditida; Meloidogynidae
Source: the annotation of a GenBank genome assembly
GGUGGAGGGGGAGAGAGGAGGUAAAUUUUUAUUUUGGACGCGUUACAAUGGACGGAAUUGUAGGAGAGAAAGGAGGGAAGGGAGUGCGGGUGGAGGGAUGGGAGUGCGGGUGGAGGGAGGGAUGGGAUGGGGGUGAGAGUGGGCGGAAAUUGAAGGGAGUGAUGGAGGGAUGGAUGGAGGGAUGGGAGUGAGUGUGAGGGUGGAGGGAGUGGGGGUGGGGGUGAGCAGGUGGAGGGAUGGAGUGGGAGUGGAGGGAUGGGAGUGCGGGUGGAGGGAUGGGAGUGGGGGGUGAGUGUGAGAGUGGGCGGAAAUGGAAGGGAGUGAUAGAAGGGAGUGAUGGAGGGGGAUUUUUUAAAAUUGAUUGGGAGAGGGAAAUUGAUUUUUAAAAUUUUUUUUGUCAAUU